Molecule: messenger RNA, 966 nt
Organism: Prunus persica (peach)
Lineage: Eukaryota; Viridiplantae; Streptophyta; Magnoliopsida; Rosales; Rosaceae
Exons: 2
Coding region: 1-966 (321 amino acids)
Molecular function (GO): nucleic acid binding; zinc ion binding
Source: RefSeq, a predicted model, not a curated record
AUGAUUUUCAAAUCUCAUGGAAUAUGGGAUUUAGUUGAAAAAGGGUUUCAAAUUCCAGAUUCAAAGGGGAAGAAGGUGGAUGAUGCAGGGUCAUCGGAUUCUGAGAAGGAAGCUCUGUUAAUGAAGGAUGCUAAGGGUCUGCAUCGUGAUUUUGAGUACACAAGGAUGAGGGAUGAUGAGACCUUGUCUGGGUAUCUCACUCGCCUACUUGAGCUUGUGAAUCAGAUGAAGGGAUAUGGGGAAGAUCUAUCCAAAGGAAGGUUAGUUCAAAAACUACUUAUAAGCCUGACUAAGGAGUUUGAUCCUGUCUGUUAUGUGAUUGAACAAAUGAAGGAUAUUGAGACUAUUGAGGUACAAGAAGUGCUUGCUGCAUUGAGGGGGUUUGCUCAGCGGCUUGAUAGACAUGCUGAGAGCACCACUAAGAAAGCCUUCAGCAGCAUGAGCAUAAACCGAAAAAGAUCUCAGUCAAAUUCUAGUUUUGGUUAUAGCAAAUCAAAGAAGAACUGGAAAUCGACGGGUAAGAAAUGGGAUUCAAAAUCUCAAAAUAAUGCCAACCAAGGAGGAAAGCAUGAACAAGGGGAAAAAUCAGAUCAAACUAAAGGAAAAUGCAAACAUUGUGACAAGCUACAUUGUGGUGAGUGUUGGUUUAAAGGAAAACCAAAGUGUCAUGGCUGCAAUCGAUUUGGGCAUUUUGUCAAGGAUUGUGAUCAAGCAAACAAGGCAGGGAAGCUUGCUAACAUUGCAAAUCAGGUAACAGAACCUGCAACUAUGUUUUAUGCAUGUCAUACUGCAACUAUUGGAAAGAAUGUGAAUAUGUGGUAUGUUGAUAGUGCGUGUAGCAAUCACAUGACUUCCCAUGAGUUCUUGCUUGUAAAUGUUGAUAAAAGUGUGAAGUGUAAAGUCAAAAUGGGGACUGGUGAUCUAGUGCAGUCAAUAUGUCAUAUCCCGGGAUCGGCUCCGCCGUAG